GAAGAGUUGGCGAAUCUGAAUAUGCAAAAGUAUCGUCAAAUUCAACAUCAACUCGAAGAUGCCGAAGAGCGUGCCGACAGCGCCGAGAGUUCAGUGGCCAAGAUGCGUGCCAAGAGCCGUGCAACGAUGUCUGCAGCACCAGGUGGUUUAACCGUCUCACAGUCGACGUCAGGUGUUGCACGUUCUGCUUCGACACGACCACGCACAACAAGUUUUGCUGAUUAUUAG
Anisakis simplex (herring worm) is the source of this 228-nucleotide messenger RNA. The record is from the annotation of a GenBank genome assembly. NCBI's taxonomy places the organism in Eukaryota, Metazoa, Nematoda, Chromadorea, Rhabditida, Anisakidae.